AUGAUUGGGAAUGACGCAAUUGAUGACAUCAUCGAACCUCUCUUCGGGAUCGAUGUUCCUGGGUUUGAAGUCACGAGCUACCUGAUCUCUCGAUACACCGGUUACAAUGGAGUUAAAGAUAUCUGCAAUGCACUGGAAACGGCAUUUACCGAGGUGGGCUGCGGAAAGAACUUGACUGCUGAAGAGAUUCUUGAGAUCUUAAGAAACGUAGAAAUCACCUUAGAUAACGUAGCAAAUGUUGCUGAAGAGUUGGAAGACGUCACACGCAUGGACCAGAACAUCUUCCUAGAGGGUAUCAAUGUGGUUGCAGAACUUUUCGAGGAUAUAAAUGAAAUAAAUUCUACAGAAACAAAGGUGACGAAAUCUAUGGUAGGAAUUGUAAAUAACAUCGCAGCUUUACCUGACGAACUGCUUGGUAUGGCCGAAGAAGAGAAUAGCUCUCCAAGCCGUGUUGUCUCGGCUCUCGAAGCACAGCUUGCUGUCGUAGAAGUGGAAAAUGGAAGUAGUCGGUUUGUGGAAACCAAUGUUGCUGCUGAGGUACUUGAUGUGACCACCGAGGACAUCAGCCAGGGUUAUACUGUCUUCAUGGCUGUAACUGAUGACGGUGAGAGCAUCUCUGACGAAGACUUCAAGGUGGAUAGAGGUGACCUAACGCAAGAGCCAGAAGCCGCCCAGGCACAGGCUACACUCUUCAUCCCAUCGGGUUUAGCGGACAAGUUUUCUGGACGCAGAGGGCGUCUCGUCAUCACGACGUAUCGCGUGCCAUCUCUGUUCCAGGAUACGGGGAUUGCGCAGUUCAACCAAGAUGUGGAAGAAUUCAAUCGAACCUUGAAUUCAAGGAUCAUUUCGGCGUCUAUCAAUAACGAAAAGGUGGAGGAUUUGAGCGAACCAGUCAGGAUAUCGUUCACUCCUCUAAAUCCAAAGGGGACCGAUGCUCAGUGUGUAUUCUGGGACUUUGACGACAAAUCCUGGUCCCAACGUGGAUGUAACAAGACGAGUAAUGACACCAGUGACAGGAUUGAAUGCGAGUGUAAUCAUCUGACUAACUUCGGAAUUCUCAUGGAUAUCUAUGGAGGAGAACAUUUAUCGGUUGAGGCAGAUUUCAUCCUCAAGAUCGUUAGCUAUGUUGGUUGCCUGAUUUCAAUAUCGGGCCUUGUUAUGACAAUCUUUACAUAUGCCACAAACAAAAAGCUUCGAGACCGGAAACCCAACCAGAUUCUCCUAUCCCUCUGCUGUGCUUUGCUAGGACUCUAUGUGGUCUUUAUAGUCAUGAUAUCAGUGGACACUAAACGGGAUGUGACUGAGCUCUCCCCUCUCCCUUGCUCGAUCCUGGCUGCAUUCCUCCAAUAUUUCAUCCUGGCAGCUAUUUUCUGGAUGGCCGUUGAGGGCUUCAACAUGCAUAAUCUCCUCGCACUGGUCCGAAAUUAUUAUUUGCCACGGUUUAUGAAGAAAGCUUCGUUGAUCGCAUGGGGUUGCCCUUUGUUAAUAGUCGGGAUUACUGCAGCUGCUUCAAGACAAUACUACGCACAGACAGAUUUUUGCUUCCUUGCAUUCUGGCCUUUAAUCGGUGGUCUCCUAAUACCUAUUGGUGUCGUCAUGAUCUUCAACUUGUUCAUCUAUGUUCGGGUCCUCAUGCGACUGAACACUAAAACUAUGAAAGGGAAACACCUUGAUAAAACAGAGAAGCGCCUGCGGAUUCGACGAUUCCAGAACGCAGUUUGCAUCCUGACUCUAAUGGGUCUCACGUGGUCGCUUGGUUACCUGAGCAUCAUACAACCAGCCAGUGCGGUUGUGCAAGGAAUCUUCACUGUACUGAACUCUCUUCAGGGGUAUUUCAUCUUCAUGCUCUAUUGUGUUAUGCAGCCUCAGGUGCGCUUGACAUGGCGUUCCCAGUUCAAAUGCUGCUUACCUAAAUAUUUCACGACGCCCUCUGCGGUCAGUUCCGGUUCUGGACAACCCAGCUCAACGCUCCAGAACAGCUCAGCAGACCUGAAGGACGGCCCGUUUCCAACUCGGACUCCAGCGGAAAUCCAGAGACAGGAGGCUAGCUCUACUGGAGAGACUUUCUAGAGCUUUGUAUGAUAAUGCUGGUACAGAGUGGUGAAGAUACCAUGUAGAACUGAUAGAUUUUGGAUUGGACCAAAGAGUUGUAAAAAAAUCACACAUUCGAGUAUGUUUUCGAUGCAUUUAUAGCAGUUCAUUCCGAACGUUCUAUGAAUACAUCACUUAUUUCUUCUGUUACAGAUCUCCUUGUAGUUGAUUGAAUUUCCGUUGAUUUUCAUUAUUCGAACUGUUAGCGGUGGACUUCUAACUGGAUGGUUUUUGUGUAAUAGGAUUAUUUCCCUUUUAACGAGUGAGUGAAGAAGAUGCAUUUUUUAAACAUGUUUAUGAUAUACAUUAUGAUUUUUUCGCAUGGUAUAAUUGGUAUGAAGGUAACCUAUACGUAUGCUGCAAAUAAAACAGAUAGUUUUAUGUUUCACGUGGAAAACGAAAGCAUUAUUUGAUUAUAUACAGAUUAAAUUGAGAAUCUCACCAAUUAAUUUAACAAAUAUUAUGAAUGAAACAUAAAUAGUAAUAUGAGAAUAUAAGAUUUAUAUAUUGAAUUAUGGGAGGUGAAAUUAUAACCCCUUGGGAAACAAUAUUCUUGAUGCUGCUACCAAUGUGGUCCAUAUUUUCUACCAGGUAUUCCCUUUCCCCUUCCAUCCUUGAUCGAAUUAUCGUUUCUUCUGCCAAUGAGAAUACGGAUGCGCGAUGGCUCCGUGGUAGAGCAUCGGUCUCUUAACCGGGAAGUCCCAGGUUUGAAACCAAGUCGAGGCGCCAGUGCCCUUUGGUAUUGGCAUUAAUCCUCAUUACCAGGGUUUUCGGAGAUUACUUAAAGCUGUCUUUUCUUUUCUUUUUACAAUGCCAUUGAUUUCAUAAAUUUGCUUUCUCUUCUUCUUCUUCUUCUGCCUCUU
Strongylocentrotus purpuratus (purple sea urchin) is the source of this 2954-nucleotide messenger RNA. Its product is annotated as adhesion G-protein coupled receptor G6-like. The record is from RefSeq and is a predicted model, not a curated record. The transcript has 10 exons. Gene Ontology annotation, biological process: G protein-coupled receptor signaling pathway; cell surface receptor signaling pathway. Gene Ontology annotation, cellular component: membrane. The coding region runs from base 1 to 2070 and encodes 689 amino acids. Lineage: Eukaryota; Metazoa; Echinodermata; Echinoidea; Camarodonta; Strongylocentrotidae. Gene Ontology annotation, molecular function: G protein-coupled receptor activity.